Messenger RNA from Amoebophrya sp. A25, 3863 nucleotides. NCBI's taxonomy places the organism in Eukaryota, Dinophyceae, Syndiniales, Amoebophryaceae. The record is from the annotation of a GenBank genome assembly.
GAGCGCAAGUGGUGAUGUCCUGCACGACCAAGGACAAGUAGCUGCGAAUAGGAAUACACGCGGCGUGGUCACACACGAUGUCGAAGAUCAAGACGCGGGCGAUCAAGACGUCGAUAUGACGGUGAAUUCUUCAGGUCGUGAUCUUCACACUCUUCCAGUAAAAAAUGUUGCGGACGAAGGAGAUGUACUAGAGGACAAUCAGCGACACCAGAACCUGAACAUUUUUUCGACCUUGCUGAAUCCAGACCGCGUGAAUUUGAGCUUGCGGCACUAUUGCUAUAGCGAUCAGAAAAUUCACAAUAUAGGCGGAAUUGAAAGCAAUGCGGCCAGUCGUUGCGCUAUUCACUGUCGUUAAGGCUACCGCCUAAGCACCCUCAGCGUCAUCCUUGGCCUCUUUUUCAAGGGGAAAAGGUGCACACACAGGAGGGAUUCUUGUAUCAUUCCCCGCGCGCUUUCUACUUUUUACUAGAAAAAGAAGCGCACGAUGUAUGCUCUUGGUCUUAGGGAUGCGAGCGCGGUAACUCUAAUGUCAACAAUGCACAAAAGAGAUCGUGGGUCCGCUCUUUCACUGUUUGAACUUUCCGCGCUUCACCCAGAUGUGCUGUCUCGCUUGCGUCCUAGACAUCGUUAAAUCACCAUGUGACGACCCCGUUUUGCAGCCGGAAACGGAUAGGGUUUAUGAUCUUGUUCAUUGUUUGCGUGCUUCAUGUUGUAGUUGUACUACUCGCUAGAGGGCUCGGGCAAGAUGGGACUUUAUUUAGUUUUUAUGUUGCUUGCGGCGCCUUGGCCUUGCCCUUCUAAGUAUCAAAACUCCUGAUUGACUUUAUGUUGAAUGUAGAUGCACUUGCUCGUCUACCAAGUCUUGUCUUCCUACUCACGGUGGUCACAGUCUGGGUGAUGUAGUUGUCGUUGUACAUUGUUGCUCACGUUGCUAUUCUUUGUCGACCAAGAACUAUUAACGCAGUCCAGCACCUGGUCCCUAAUAUUUUGAUUUUCGCGUCUCUCUAUAGAAGUAAAGUCCUUCGUCGCGCUCGCGAUCAGUCCAUGAUAUUUUAGCAUCUCUUCAUAGUCAAGUCCUUCGUCGCGACCACGUGUUUGAGCCGAUAUUGACGCAAUUGGGCAAUAUCCUCGAUGUAGAAGCCAAAGAGGAAAGGCAGAGAGAACAGAAUCUAGCACACUGGGAAGAGCUCGUGGCCUACGUCCGCGCUACUCAUCUCAUCGAGGAUCAUACAGCUGGUGCAUCUUCAGAUCAUAUGGCAUCGGAUAAGCAGCUGGAACACAAAGAUGGGGCAGGAGAAGGAGGCGGAUCUUCUGGGAAAGACUUGAAGAGAGGCACAGAAAAAGCGAAAGGAGAGCAGCCGCUAUGUGGACUGCAGAACUGUUGCAGCGCUUCGAAAAAGAGGCGGGGACAAAGUGUUGAUAAGAUGAAGAACUGCAAUGAAACUUCCUCCAGAAGGUGUUGUGGUCUAUUGUCUUGCUCGAGACCGAAUAUCCAAACUGAGGAAAAACGAGGCCCUUUUACAACGCCUGGCCAAGGCGAGUGGACGAAAUGCUGCCGCACAAAAACCCUACCUCCCGCACCAAGACGUCCUUCCGUGAAACCUCUUUUAAGACUUUGUUCUUCAAUAAUUUUUUGAGUCACAGGUCAAUGUCUUCGUUGUUUUCCUUCUAAGUAUGAGGAUCUCUAGAAGAUGAAGAAGUACUGAAUAAUUUAUAUAUUUAGAUUUUUUCUCAUCGAAAUCGAAAACUACAUGUACAUGUUCUUGUCUGCAUCUAAUUCUGGGUUGUUAUGGGUCGCUGAUCCAAGCAGCAGCCUUUGGAUGCUGUGCGCCGCUGGACGAUGAUCCUUUCGAACAAAAAGUGUUGCUUUCGACACUUGGCUCAUCGUCCUCAGAAGAAGAUGAUGAUAUGGAAUGGGGCGUCGAGAUAACGGAGGACGAGAUGAACUCUGAAGAUAAUUAAGGCUCCUUCUCCUCAUGCUAAUCUACUCCCAUCUUGAGACGCAACAUCCUCGAGAGUUCAUUAAUAAAAAAUCAUUUCAGAAGCAUCCUCUCUGCUCGAGGGGGUUUCCCUUUCCUUUCAUCAAGGAGAGACGAAUAUGUAGUUCAGGAUUACUAGUAUCAUGUAUCUCAGGAGGAUGGAUUCGUUAGGCUACUUAGGGUGAGCGCUACUAGUAUCAUGUAUCUCAGGAGGAUGGAUUCGUUAGGCUACUUAGGGUGAGCGCUAAGAUGACGAUGAAGAAGAAGACGAACUUCGACAUCUAGGAGACGAAGACGAGGAAUCGUCUAGGGAUAUUGCAGAUGAACCGGCAUCUUCUGCUGCGUCUUCUAGUUCUGCUUCCGGGAGUGACGCCGAUGAGGAGGAGGAAAAUACAUCCGGAACAAGUGACUGUGAGUGAUAAGUGAACAGGCCAACGCGCAGUUGGCUUAGUGGUUUAGGCGUUGGCCUGUUCGCUUAUCAGUGAAGCUAAAACAGUGAAGACCGUACUUUCAUGUUGACGAUUUUGAUGAAGAAUUGAGGAUACCUCACAUAGGACUACGACUAGAGGAAUGAACAACGCCAACCCAUGAUGAGCGAUUGAAAUCCUCUCUACUGGCUGUGUUUACAUUUAGUAGAGGGUAGUAUGUUGUUGAGAAUAAUGAGUUUAUAGAGGGAGGACACGAGUUUGAUUCAAUCACCACGAUGUGAAGGCCUCGGCUGAGGUGUCUCAAGAAAAAUUCGUCCUCGCGCAUGUGUUGUCGUUGUGUGAAGAAUGUGAUUACGUAAGAACAUGAUAGAAUGACUACUUGAGCCGCAUUGAUAAUGAUGCUGAGUCUAUGUGUACUUUUCGAGAGUGGGUGCUCCGCUCGUCGGGCUCGGGGCAGCGGUUGCAGACAACAAUACUAAACGACGUAAAGCUGCGCAUCCAUGCAGUCAUGACCCUAUGCGUAGUGAUAGUGGUAUUUGCUAUGUCUAAUUCUUUGAUUAGUGUCUCCAGCCUCUGCUCUCUUUGUUUCUCGAUUUUGUAGCCUUUUCAUCGUUGUACUCAUUUUCUACUUCAGCCGCUCGUCCACUUCUUUCUCCACAAUCUUAUCAGGAUAGCUACACAUAGAAAUGCGUUUCUGUGACCGAUCACGUUUAGUUGGAUCAACACCAUCACACAUUAUAAUACGUUUUUGUCUAUUAAUGAUCUCGGAUUAUGAUGUGAGGGAGCUAACCUUAACGAAUAUUUGAAGUUUCGGGAAAAAAAUAAAGAUGUUUGUGGUCUCUGAGCAGUCUGGUCAAAAAAACAACAGUGAGCGAAUCUUAACCUUAAGCAAACAACGAACAACAUUGAGAUUGAGAAAGGCAGAAAAAAUAAUAAAUGAGUUUUCGUCUACUUGUCAAUCAUAUGAUCGAUAUUUAUCAUCUUCCUGUUGUAAGACUACACGGUCACAACUUUAACAGUAACUGACUCCUAAGAAUAAUUUUUGAUCUUCAGAACUCCUUAAAAACAUGUUUGCAAAUUCUCAGCCUUAGGCACUCAUCUAGAACUCUUUGUUUACACUCAUGCCAUUUUCAUAUCUGUUGCUUGCUAGCCCCGUUGUUGCAUUGAUCGCAAGGCUUGACUCAACACUAUUAAUAUGCUGUGAUGUUGAUAUGGUAGUCCCUCGGCGGCUGCACAUAUUCGCUUGACGGUACAAGUCACCCUGUGGACGGCGAAUCAACGCCUUUCCUAACCCAUAUUGAUAGGAAUGCGACUGUGCCUUCGCGAUGUUGUUAACACUUCAUCUUUCAAAAACGACUGAAAAGUUUCUAGAUUCGAUGCAGCCUGAAUGUUGAAGAAUGGAUGAACCCAGGUUGCCGGUUGACGUCGAACCUUUGCUUGUGUCUCUGGAUUUGGC